Molecule: messenger RNA, 7677 nt
Organism: Menidia menidia (Atlantic silverside)
Lineage: Eukaryota; Metazoa; Chordata; Actinopteri; Atheriniformes; Atherinopsidae
Source: the annotation of a GenBank genome assembly
UCGUAAAGGAGCGCACCCCUCAACAUUAGCGGCAUCCAAUCAGCACCGACAAUGGUGGAGAAUGUAUGUGUUGUGUGGUAGCUGCUACGAGCAAGGCUAGGUAGGCAGUAUGGCGGAGGAGAGCAUUGCGAACGAGUUAGAGGGGGUAGAAAAUCAAUUACACAGUCUUUUAAGCCGCUGCUCAGGUGACGAAUUCCGAAUCGACAGUGAACUAUUCUGUUCUGACUUUUGCAAGCUGGUGGAGGAGUUUACCUCCCACUGGCAGGUGCCAUUGCCCCAGCUCAGGAUCCUCGAGAUAGCUCUCUGCUAUUUUGCUCAAGCCUCAACCUUGUUCUCAUCAAACUGUGAUCAUGUACACCGUACAGUCAGUAGACUGGCUUUGAGUGUUUUUGAGUUGCUGCUGUUCUUUGACCAGAAGGACUUUCACCAGGAGCCACUGAAACAUUUCACUGCCACAUUCCAUGAAUGCUAUUUGGUCCUUGCAAAGUAUCAUAAUGUUCCCCUACUUCAGAUGGAGAGCUUGGUUCAGGGCGGUGGGCCAUGGACUAGCCCAGCCUUACAGGCAAUUCUCAGCGAGUCCAGUUUACCUCAGAACGAAGUGGAUGAUUACGUCAGCUCUGAGCUACCGGUGUUCCUUGAGCUUAGGGUGCGUUACCUUUUAUCAUGUGGAUAUACCAAUGAGGCCAUGGCAUUGGCCCGAAGUUGCUUCCGGCAUCCCACUGCAGGAAAAAACCUGUUCAUCCUCCAGGUCUACCUCUCGUGGCUCUGCAGAUCCUCGCAGCAUGAACAGCUACGUAAAGAGGUGACUGGCAUUAAUGGUAAAGAUGCAGUACACAUCAUCUGUAGCUUGGAGUGUGAGGAAAAGGAUGAGUUUCUGUUAGCCCUCAGCUCAGCCUUCCUGUCAGAGCAGCUCCAACGGGGAGACAUGUACUGUUUGUGCGACCUUGUCCUCGUGUGGGCGAGUCUUCAUAGACGUCUGAGUACGACCAAGCAGACUCUUUUAAGGGAGUGCCAUCAGCUGAUGCAGUCAACCACAAAUGUCAAAUCAAUCUUCCCAUUCAUAAGAGCUAUACUUCAAGAGAUGGGUGAAGAGGGUAUCCAGUUCUGUGUGGAGCUCUGUGCUAACGCACUGCAGUCGUGUCUACCCUGCGACGUCCUCACUAAGUCCCUCAUCUACAAAACAAUUGCCGGCCUGCUGCCCGACGAUCUGGAAGUUUGCCGGGCCUGCGCUCUUCUUGUCUUCUUUUUGGAACAGACUGUUGAAUCCUAUAAGAUAGUGUACCUUCUCUACAUGCACCCUGACCAAGAGUAUCAAAUGGAUGACAGCCCAAUCAAAAAUAAUGUUCGCUUUGAAACCUUGCAGGUCCUGAAGAAGGAUCUCUACUUUGAUCCAGAGUUGUGGAACCUCAUUGCACUGCGGACCAACUGUUUGAAACUGAUGAGUGAAAAAGUGGUUAGUACAGCUCUUGAAGAAAUCAUGGAGGACAAAUGGAUUUCCAAGUAUUUCACCAAAGAGCCUACUCUCCCUUCAAGUCGAUCAGCCUGUCGCAGAGGAAAUAAAAGAGAACUUAAUGCUGCAGCUAAGAGGCGGCAUCAAAAGGAGGAGAGUGAGACAGCAUCCAAAAGGCUUAAGAUGGGCAUCGAUAGGAAACGGAAAAAUGAUCAUGCCGUAAGGAAGAAAGGCAACCAGGGUUUCAGGGAUUCCACCUCUGGACCUCUUAGACGCUCGUUUUGGCAACUGGACAGAAUACACAGCAAUGUAGCCCAAAGGUUUGACGAACAUAGACGCACCACAAGGCUCUCGGAGAAGAAUCCACCAAAGCGGAGGAUUAGAAAACCCAAGUGGCUCUUAGAAGAUUCAGGUACUCUUGAAGAAAAUGUUCCAGUGAAGAUCAAAAAGAAUGGAUUGAAACAAGCAAAGCACUUUCGAUCGCGCGUCAUGAAGCGAUCUGAAACGGGUCCAAUCAAAAACAAUUCAAAACUCAAACCUUUAGCAAACUCUCAUUUAAAGUCGAGGGAAAACGACAAGCACCGGAAUGGUUUUUCAGUGAACUCUCCUGUACCAUCCACCCCCCCGCAAAUCAUUCUGGAGCUUUCCCUACCGGACAAUGAACUGAUGGAUACUUUUACUGAAGAGGCAUGCAGCAGAAAAAGAGGUUUUCCUCAAGUGCUUCUUUACAAACCAAUGCUAAAGCUUCCUGAUAAUUCACAACCUGCUAAGACUGUGCACCGCAAAGAGGUGGUUCUCAGAGCACGGGAUGAAACCAUGUUUAUCCAACAGAUACACUGUUAUACUCGCAGACAGAAAGGAAAAGGCAGCGCGAUGAAUGUUCAAGGCUCCGUUUCAACAAUCACGCGUUCUUCUGUGCAAGGAAGCCCUCCGAAGGAUCAUUGUCAAAACACAAAACUCGAGGAGAAAGCUGGAGCCGUCUCUCAGACACGAGAAGCUGCUCCGUUAUCUAGAUUCUCAGACAAAAUCCUAAAAGCUCAAAAUACAAAGACUCUGUCGAGAAGAACGUCCUCUGCAAGAAGACUUUCGGAAAGGUCUGCCGCUGAGAUUAAAGUCGUGCCAAACGGGACCGAAGCAGACGAUGUGACAAAUUUCCCAGAUUCAAGUAGGAUCCCAGAAGCUAAACGUUUAGAAGUCACACAAAGCAGUACUUGUGCAAGAGAUGAUUCUGAAAACCUUUCUGCCGAGCAAUCGCAGAUUUUAGCAGCAGCAGAAGUGAACGAAGACGCGAAUUUGAACGAGCCCUCCGCUCCUCAAACUGUUCCGUUGGCUCGCGAGCCCCCGGAGGAGCCUGCCGUUGAGAUGAAAGUAACGAUUGCUUCACAGUCUUCAGUUUUAGAUAAAGUCUCAAAGAAUUCAGCGGUAGAAGACCUUUCUAAAGCCCAAGUUUCACAGACAGUCAGGACAAAGAGGAAAGCUUCAGGGGAAACCCAUCCAGCACCCAUAAAUGCCAACGUGUCCCACACAGAAUCUCCGGAUUUUAUUCCCUCGCACCCACAAGACUUUGUAUUCAGAAGUGGGGACCAACAACCCAAACCUCUGCCUACUCGGGGUGAAGACGGCAAAGGCGGUGACACAGUCAGAAGCAGCGAAUCCACAACGGAAGUCACAGAGAGUUUGCCUGAAAAUGCGAAAGGACAUUUGUCUUGCAAAAAUGAAACAAGCCCUACACAAAGUAAGCCAUCUGAAACAGAAAGCUCUCAUAUUCCUACUGAAGAGGGCGGUUUGUGUGACAUAUCUGCUCUGACGUUGGUGACAGAAAUGGUGACUGAACUUGCACCUGAGCAGCUUGCUCAGGAUCAAGAGAGCAGCAUGCUUCCAUCUGCAGGAAACAGUGUUUUCAAAGAUUUAAAAGGUGUAAGUAGCCCCAAAGGUCUUCCUAAAAUUCGGACUAUCUCUAGCUGCUCCACUCCUGAGGAGACAGACUCUUCGGUCAGCAGUCAGAGGACGAAAGGGAGGGCGAGAGCCCUAGAUAAUUCAGAUAUGCCUGAAAAUAGCGAACCUAUGGAAACUGUGCCGGAAACAGAGGAGUCCAAGUUGGAGUUCUGCUGUACCUUCUGCAACAAAGUCUUUAAAGGAAGUCGUGUUGUAGCACAUGCGAUGUUCCAUUUUCGUAAAGACGAGUGUAUGUUUUGUGGGGUGAUGUUCAGAGAUGACCUUUUGGCCAUGAUGCACAUGUCCGAUCAUAUUGAAAAGCUGAAGAGGAGCAAAGAGACUCAAACUUCUAACAAAGAGCACGAAGCCUCUGACUCCAAAGAUACCUGCACACAUAAAAACUCUGCCAAAGCAAAUACCACAAGUAUGACUCCCGGUUGCAGAAGUAGAGGGAAGCUUAGGAAAUCGGCUGUCUGUGCUGACACAAUGAGCACACCAGACGUGAGCCCAUCUGAAUCCAGAACAUUAAGAUCUAAGGACCGGGAAGGUAGUGCCACAUCUUUACGUGAAAAACAAAAUCCAGCCAAGGCCAAAACUGCUGCACGCAGGGUGAAUGGUCACAUUGGCAAAAAAGAAUCAGCAAAACAGAAAAAAGAUUCGAACACUAAGCAGGAAACUCAACAGCAGGAUUUGAGAGACAGUAAAGAUGUAGAGAUGAACUCUUCCCCAUCAGUGCCGGCAGACAAAAGCUUUGUCUGUUCCAAAGACGACGCAAAGAAAAAGACUGGAUCUCAACACAGUCUGAAAACGGCCUCAAAACAAAAAGAGGGAGAAGCUGCGGAGCCACAGGAGAGUGUUUCCUGCCCAUUGGAUGGAUGCUCUUGGUUUAAAGACCUGUCGAAGAACAGAGUGGCUCUCUUGUACCACGCUCUUGACGAUCACUACGGUGAAGUCGAGCCUCUAGAACUGGCAUUCCGUGUGGGAAACAGUAAAUGCAGUAUUUGUAUGAGAGUUUUGAUGAGCUUCGAACACUUCCAGCACCACGUUGAACGACACAGACUCACGCCACGCCAUCCUUGUCUUCACCGGGGGUGUACGGCCAGGUUCAAAACCGGAAUGGAAAUGAGACGCCACUCCAGGAAGCAUAGCCCGCUGCAGGCCACGUGUUGCCUUCCUGGUUGUUCCCAGCUGUUUAUUUGUCUUUGGGCACUUAACCUUCACGAAAGGGACCACUAUACCUCCAAGUCUGCUCAACCCGACGACAACACGGACAUACAGGCAGGUGAGAAAUCUUGUAAAACCCCAGUUGGGAAGAAUCGGCAGAGUUCGGAGGACUUUAGUGUGCCCACAGCUGAGGAAAGGACUGAGGGAGCAAAGGCUGCAUGCCGGUUCAAAAAUCAAAGGCGGCUGAGAAAAAAAGUCAUGGCUCCUCUCUCAGCAUACACAUUUCUCAUUAAAAAGGAGCCGAAAGGGAGAGCUACGAGCACGGAUUCACACAAGGUAAAGAAUGUGUCUAAAAAGGACAAAUUUUCACAACCUGCCGUUUCUAAUGUUGAAUCAAGGCAAGCCUUAAGGAAAGCCCAAGUAAAGAAUCCAACUCCAGCUGCUAUCGGGGCGCAUAGAGUUAUUUCGUCCACGUUGCAGAAACACAACAGAAGAAAGGAUCAAAACCUGAAGCAAAAGCAGUCCAAAGGGCACAUGAAAGGUUUAAAAAGAAAAGGCCGCCCCCCAAAGUUGAACAGACCUGGGCAUGAUGAGAACACAUCUGAUCAAAAGCGUCCUCCUUCAGAAAUCAAGAUUGUGACAACAAGUAACAAGAUAAAAGUGGAAAAAGAGAAGACUCUGCAGCUCAAAGAUGAAAGCAAAUCAACCACCAAAUCAAAGGAUGAGUCAGAGACUAAGAUCCCAGAGGGCAGGCAGAUUACAAAGAAUCAAGAACAAAAUGUACCUUCACCUACCAGAUUCAAACCAUCAAGACCGUCAGAACUUAAAACACAGAAGAAAAAUAGCAAAACAGAGAUGAGACUGCAUAAGAAAAAAAAUCAUCACAUGCCUUCAGACAGCCGCAAGCCCGCGAAGCACAAGGAAAAGAGCAAAAAGGCCACAAGGAAAGAACGUCAUAAGCAGGAAUCAUCUGCAGAGCAACAAGUUGAGACCAGAGGAGCAGAGAUGGAAGGUUUAGAUGACGGGAAGUCUGAAAGGGAAAACACCAGUUCAACCCAAAGUGAUUCAGGUAACUGUGCGCUCUCCAUCCCGCCUGAGGUUUCAGACGUGCCACCCACCCCAGAGAAAACGGACCAGGAGCCCAUCGACGCAAAAGAAGGGAAGGAUCGGGCUGGCAAGGCGAAGACGUCCAAAAAGUCGGCUCAGCUGCAACCUGAGGAUGAGGCCACAGAAGAGAGUGUUGCUGGUGCAGAGGAAAGGGCAAGCAAAGGGCUCCUCGCCUCGGCUGCGUCCACGCCAGCAGACAUUUUAAACUGUGCUUCCAUCAGCCCGGAAGACAACAAGCGGGAGGUACAUCAAAAGGAGAAAUCCAGAGUAACCAAGGCGGCAGAAGUUGGUGAGACAACUAAGAAGCUCAAAGAUAAAACAAAAAAGGCUGUAAAAAAGAAACAACAAGACCACCAGUCAUCGCUGACCAAUCCUGUAAAGUCUGCUGACGUCCAGCCAGAACCAGAGAAGGGCUCUGCAGGGGCAGGAGCUCCAGCAGAGGCGGCGCCGUCGGAAACUGCUGGCUGCUCUCUGACGGUCAACGGACAGGAACCAGGAGAAGACCCGACCUCCAAGGAUUCCGCCGCGGAGUACAGGAAGAGGCCGUAUAUGCGUCCGCCGCCCACGGCCUAUCUGGACGAGAAGUUCAUCACCAUGCCAAAGCGGAGGAAGGAGACGGCGGCGUCUUUGCCUUCACAUGGCGGCGCCCCUCCUGGCCAGGCGUGUGCGGCAGAGGCUCUGCAGAGGCGGCGCUGCGCAAAGUGCUUUGCUACUUUCAGCUGUGCUGAGGAGCUGCAAAGCCAUCUCCAGCUCCAGAAGUGCUCCAACCUGUUUGGAUUCGACUCUGACGACGAGGGCAACGGUUGAAGUUCUUUAAUCAAAUGAAGUGAGCGUUUGGAUGCCGGGCAAACGGCCUGUGGAUGGAUCUUACCUCAGCACAUCUCUGGAUCGCUUGUUCAUUUCUGCGGGCAAAAAUGUGGAUCUGCACCUGCAGACAACUGACAGUAACCAGACUUUUGCUGCAGUCUCUGCCUGUCCGAGGCUCUCGAGUGAGGAGAACGCACGACACGUUCCUCCCUUGUGACAGAAAAGACCCUUACUGAACUGAACUGGUGGGUUAGUUUGAGGGACAGCUAAUACUGAAGUGCCUGCUCUGGAAGCACCGUGUUGUUUUCCAGCUGCUUCAACUGCUCUGGUGACCAAGCGUGGUGGCUUACAAACUGGACUGCUGAAAACUGUGAGGAAACAAACUGACACAAGGCUUCAUAUCGUUCACAACAGUAAGCCAUACAAUGACAUUGUUAGCUUUUUGCACUCUUCACAUGAGACCUUUGAGUUGAUUUAUACUGGAGCUUUAGGGAUGUAGAAUGAAAGAGGCAUAGAAAUGUUCAUGUUUUAUCAUGACUUUAUAAAGUUGCUGUAUCAGAAAGAGUUUUUAAAUGUAUAAUGAUCGUUUGAAUACUAAUUUUAUUUCUUAUUUAAAACAAUCCUCACGGGUCUCAUUAGCUCUGUUCCGUUUGGCACAAUAAGUAACCAGUAGGGGUCAGCGUGCACCAACUUAAAUUCUCUCCCUUUUCCUGUUUGCAGAAUGCAGGUGGAUAACAGUUUGGUUUUUACUCAUGAGGAUGCUCUCCGCUCCUCAUUUAUUCCUGCAGUGUUGAUGCAGUUUACAGCUAAGUUCAGUUAGCAAUAAGUUUAAACCCGAACAUUUGCCGGUGUCCCACUCUUUUUGUCAUUGUGUUUAUCAUUCAGCAACAAUGGAUCCUUUGCUGACAACUGGCUGAUAUUAUGUUUUCAAGAUUUUAAGCUGAAUAUUUAUAAGUAUUUGGGUGAAUGUUCUCUUUCAGGAUUUUGUUUUGAUUUAAGCAGAAACGGAUGCGGUGAUCGUAAGCCACCACAGGUAUGCGUUACGGGGCGGCCGCACGUGUCUUUCAGGGGCAGCAGGUUUUAUUUAUUAUGUUUCUUCUUCUUUUUCCUUUUUUGUUGUAAAUAUUUCAAGAGUUUCGGUGACUUACUGUAUAAAGGGGGACAUUGGAGUUGGGUUUAUAUUUUGUUCUUGAAGAAAAAAAAUAAAAUGAUUC